CUGAGCGGUUCCAUGUGAGUGGACCCAUAUCGAACAGCGAGUUGUGUUCCAAAAUUGCGGAGCAUUGGUCCAAAUUCUACAGCGUGGGUGCAACAUAUACAGUCGCGUUCAAUGGCGUUAGGUAUGGCAUAGAACCGAUUUUCUGACCGGAUGAAGGGGAAGAAGAUGCCAAGAUGGGUCAGUGCAGACUAGUAAUUUUCAUUUCUACAAAAACCAAUUUGUUCUUCCGUACCUGACUCUUUCUCCUCGAUUCCCUCGUUUUCCGUCCUGGGUUUCCUUUCCAACCCUUUUGAGAAAUUAGUAGUAAUAGUUGAAGAAGGAAGAGAAAAUGAAUUGCUUCUUUCCUUUCAAGGAAAAACCCGAAUCCCGGAAAGCGAAAUCCUCCGAGGAAGUUGUCAUAGCCAAGGAGCACAAUUUGAGAGUGUUCUCUUACUCAGAGCUCAAAACUGCAACUGAUAAUUUCAAUAGCUCGCUAAAAGUCGGGGAAGGUGGAUUUGGCAGUGUAUAUAAGGCUACGAUUAGGCAUCCAAAGGGGAAGGAGGGUGUCCCAACAGCGGUUGCAAUUAAAAGGUUUACUGGCGAGCUGGGUUCUAGAGAAUGGCUGACUGAAGUUCAACUUCUUGGCGUUGUUGAUCACCCUAACCUAGUGAAACUCCUGGGAUACUGUUCUGUAGUUGGGAAAAGAGCGGUACACCGCCUAUUCGUAUAUGAAUACAUGCCCAAUGGGAGCUUAGAUUAUCAUCUUUUCAACAAGGCUUCGACAACUCUGCCUUGGACGUCAAGAUUAGAAAUUAUUCUCGGUGCUGCUCAAGGAUUGGCUUAUCUGCAUGAGGGACUGGAAAUUCAGGUGAUAUAUCGGGACUUCAAACCUUCAAAUGUGCUCUUGGACGAAUACUUCAAGCCAAAGCUUUCUGACUGUGGACUCGCUAAGAAAGGCCCUACUGAUGACUGUGAUCAUGUCUCUACAAGUGUGACUGGGACGAUUGGAUAUAUUGCCCCAGAAUACAUCUCCACGGGUCACCUCUCAGUCAAGUGCGAUGUAUAUAGUUUUGGUGUCGUGCUUUACGAGAUUCUAGCAGGGAGGCGGGCACUGGAUAGAAACCUGCCACUGGACCAGUUGCUUCUAGAAUGGGUGAAACUGCACCCGGCUGACAGUAAGGGAUUUAGCACGAUCAUUGAUGCACGUCUGGAAAAUCAAUACUCUCUCAGUGCAGCUCGCAAGAUUGCCAAGUUGGCAGAUACCUGCUUGAACAAGUAUCCAAAGUAUCGUCCUAGAAUGAGUCAGGUGGUGAUGAUCUUGAAGCAGGUGAUGGAGGAGUCAGGAGAGGAAAGUUUUUCUGAGAAAAGGAGGUCUGAGUCAUCUGCUUCUUCUAACUUGGUUGCCCUAAAUAAGCACUCAGAUCAAAUGGGAGACAUUGACACUUCAAGAAGGAUGAAAGGCUUCCUAAAACCUGAUGAACAGAAUUUAUACGCACCAGAUCCAAAGUCGAGGGGAGAGGAAGAUUCGGAACGUUUGCAAUUGCAAGUGCAUCAAUAUUCAGAUCCCCCAAUAGGUACAUUUGGCCGUGGGAGUACCAGUGGCAAUGCCCCGGAAGAAGGUGUGUUGUCCAUGGGGGAAUUGAUCAACGAAAUGGGAGAGGCAGAAGACGAGGGAUCGUUGAAUGAAGUCACACAGUCAUUUUAUGAGGAACUCUUGGAGGAGAUCUUGUUGGGAAAAUUGGAGGAAACUCCUCCAGACCAAAGAGAAUUAGAAGAAUCGAACUGUCAUCUGUUGAAAGUUCCUCCAACAAUCUCUCACCAUUUUUCUAUCCUCUGUGUUUUAGAUUUGUCGUCUACUGAGAUAAACUCUUUGCCACAAUCUAUUUCCAGAUUAGUAGCACUCCAAAAAUUGUUUUUGAGAAGCUGUGAGCUUCUAAUGGAACUGCCACCUGAAAUUGGAGAACUCGUGAAUCUUGAGGUGCUUGAUCUUGAAGGGACUGAAAUUCUCUGUCUACCAAAGGAGAUUGCCAAACUAGUUAAUUUGACGUGCUUGAAAGUGUCAUUCUAUGGCUAUGCAAAUCAGACAGUAAUUCCGAGGAGGGUCUUGUCAAAUCUUUCAAUCUUGAUCGAGUUAAUCAUUGAUGUGACUCCAUUUGGAGAAUGGUGGGAAGUAGAAGCUAUUGUAGAUGAUCUGUGUAGCUUAAAGGAGUUGAGAACUCUGCAAUUGUAUUUACCCACUGCUGAACCAUUGGAAGAACUCACAUUGAUAUUUCCAGGUUUGGCAAACUUCAGAUUUACAGUUGGCCGUCACGAAGAGCACUUCAUUUCCCGUUUACCCCACAAUGUUGAAGAGGAAUUCAAUAACCGGGAGAAACUGGAUAAAGGCUUGAAGUAUUUAAAUGGAAAUAGCAUACCAAAUGGAGUUACCGAGGUACUCAAACAUGCCAAUGCUUUUUUUCUACAGCGCCAUUGGACCGCUAAGAGCCUAUCAGAGUUUGGGCAUAAAAAUAUGACUCAAGUGAAGUUUUGCUUGGUGAUGGAAUGUAAUGAGUUUCGGUCCAUCAUCGACUCUGAACAGUUUAAUCGAGGAAAAUAUGAUAGGGGUGAGUCUGAAGAUUUUGAGUAUUUUGAUGAAGCAAAUGUACUUGGAUCACUUGAGAGAUUGAUUAUUCGCUACAUGAAGAAUAUGGAGAGCAUUUGGAAAGGGCCGGUUGGGAAAGGGUCUCUGUCCAAUCUGAAGUCCUUCGCUUUGCAUACAUGCCCCAAUUUGACUAGCCUUUUCACAAUCGACAUGCUUAUUAAUCUCACAAACUUGGAAGAGCUUAUAGUUGAAGACUGUCCAAAACUUGACAGCCUCGUGAGUCUCAAAAGUACCGGCUCAAAGCCAGGCCUUUUUCUCCGGAGCUUGAAGAAGAUUUCUCUUCUGGAGCUGCCAGAACUGGCCAGCAUCUCCGGUAGCCUAUGCAUUGCUCCGAAUUUAGAGAGGAUGGUUAUCUUUUAUUGCCCAAAGCUCGAAAAGCUUUCUACCAUGGAAGUUUCGAGUACAGAUUUGAAGGUAAUUAAAGGAGAGAAGGAGUGGUGGGAUGCGUUAAAGUGGUACGAAUCGGACCUAAGCACGGAACAUGAAGAUUAUGUGGCUCGUCUUUUUAUCCCGUUGAAAAGGGACGGGGAUCUGAUGGCUCAAUUAACAAAAGACUAGACUGCUGUGUAUGGUCAGGGUGAAGUUGGAGGCUACCCGACGGUUGUUUUCAUUUAGCAUUCAUGGAUUUUUUCCAGCAACAAUGUCUGUUGAAUCUUUAGUGUCAAACCUUUGGAUGGUUGUCUUCAUCCACCCAACCCGUACUUGGCGGGUCAAAUAUUAUUUCAACUGAAAGCAA
Messenger RNA from Rhododendron vialii, 3356 nucleotides. RefSeq lists its product as uncharacterized. Bases 329 to 3178 code for a protein of 949 amino acids. Gene Ontology annotation, biological process: protein phosphorylation. The transcript has 5 exons. The record is from RefSeq and is a predicted model, not a curated record. Gene Ontology annotation, molecular function: protein binding; protein kinase activity; ATP binding. Lineage: Eukaryota; Viridiplantae; Streptophyta; Magnoliopsida; Ericales; Ericaceae.